This is a messenger RNA of Neltuma alba, 1923 nucleotides long. RefSeq lists its product as uncharacterized. NCBI's taxonomy places the organism in Eukaryota, Viridiplantae, Streptophyta, Magnoliopsida, Fabales, Fabaceae. Gene Ontology annotation, biological process: positive regulation of growth. Bases 240 to 1679 code for a protein of 479 amino acids. The transcript has a single exon. The record is from RefSeq and is a predicted model, not a curated record.
CACUCUCGUAACCUCCCUCGAGCCCAUGUCAGUUCAUUGUACCCCCAUUUUCAGAUAGCUUCCUUCUUUUAACCUCCUCUUCCUCUCUCAUGCAUUUUCACAAACACUUGAUCUUCCUUCCUUCUUUCUAACUCUACUUCGUCGGUUCCACCAACCCUCGCACAAAAAUUCGCUACCCAAUUGAGCAAUAAGAUUCAUAUUCUGCUUCUCCUUCCUUCCUCUUCCUCCCCCUCUCCCUCAUGGCCCUUGAAACUCUGCUCGUCAAGGUCAAAACCGCGCUUUCAAACAGGUUCGACUCCGUUCGACCCAUUUCGGCGUCGUCAAAUCCGAAACUGUUGCUGAAGAAAUCGUCUUUCAGGUCCAAAAACGUCGGGGUUUUGGCCUUUGAGAUUGCCGGCAUCAUGUCGAAGCUCCUUCACUUAUGGCAGUCCCUCUGUGAUCCCAACAUCAUCCGUCUACGAAAUGACUCUAUUUCACUUGAAGGUGUUCGAAAGAUCAUCUCAAAUGACGAGUCGUUUCUGCUCGGCCUCGCCUGUGCCGAGUUCGCUCACAACCUCAGACUCGUCGCCAACUCCAUCGCUAGAAUCAGCCGGAGAUGCCAAGAUUCUAACCUCCGAUCGUUCGAACGGUUGUUCCACGAGUUUGCUGACUCAGGUCGCGACCCGCAUGGGUGGCUCCUCGCUACCCCGAAGGAAAUUGAGGCCAAACACAAGAAAAUGGAACGUUAUGUGACCAUAUCGGCGACUCUGUACAGAGAGAUGGACGAGCUUUCAGUUUUAGAGAGUUCGCUGAGAAAAACUCUGCAUCAUAAUAACGAUAACGAAGCUUCUUCUUCAAUCGGCCGGGACCAGAAAAUUUACGAGCUUCAGCAGAAGAUUUUCUGGCAGAAACAAGAGAUAAAGGACUUGAGGGACAGAUCUCUAUGGAACAGAAGCUUCGAUUCCGUCGUUUCAUUGCUCGUAAGGUCAAGUUUCACUAUUUUAGCAAGGAUUAAGCUUGUUUUCGGAAUUAGCCAUUUCGUCCCCUGUUUAUCUCGUAGCCUCUCUGCUUCUGCCGCCGUUUACCCAUCCGAUCAAAACCCCGCCUUCAUUUCUAGCCCAUCAACAAAAAACUCCAAUCUUGAUGAUGAAAAGAAAGAUUUAGCAUCAGGGUUCUUCGAGUCGAACCACAAGCUCCUCAAGCCGCCUGAAACUACAUUAGGAGCAGCAGCUCUGGCUCUGCACUAUGCGAAUUUGAUCAUAGUGAUGGAAAAGAUGAUAAAAUCACCACAAUUAGUUGGUGUGGAUGCGAGGGAUGAUUUGUACUCCAUGUUACCAAACAGUAUCAGAUCAUCCCUCAGGAGAAGACUGAAAGGAGUUGGGUUCUCGGCAAGCGAUCCGAUGCUCGCCGGAGAAUGGAGGGAGGCGUUGGGGAGGAUUCUGGCGUGGUUGUCGCCGUUGGCUCAUAAUAUGAUAAAGUGGCAGAGCGAGAGGAGCUUCGAGCAGCAGAACUCGAUGCCCAAAACGAACGUUUUGUUGUUGCAGACUCUGUUCUUCGCCAACAAGGAGAAGACAGAAGCCGCCAUAACUGAGCUGCUUGUGGGGUUGAAUUAUAUUUGGAGGUUCGAGAGGGAAAUGACAGCGAAGGCAUUAUUUGAGUGUAACAAUUUCAAUAACAAUGGAUUGUCGAAUCUGCAGUGAGGAAGGAAGAAUUAAUGCAUCUCUCUUUUUUCAUAAUCCAUAUUCUGUAAUUUUCUUCUUCUCAUGAAAAAAGCCUUUAUGGAGUUGAAAUUAGAUGAUCCAGCCAAGUUCAGCGCUCAGAGAUCAUUGAAGGGUUUGUUUUGAUAAUCUAACCCAGCUAUUGUAUAUGAAAAUAUUACAGAUAUAUGUAGAUGAUGAUCUGAUUUUUCAGUGAUUCUCCAAUAAAAUGUUUGGGGUUUCAUGA